This is a messenger RNA of Westerdykella ornata, 2138 nucleotides long. RefSeq lists its product as uncharacterized. Lineage: Eukaryota; Fungi; Ascomycota; Dothideomycetes; Pleosporales; Sporormiaceae. The coding region runs from base 72 to 1847 and encodes 591 amino acids. The record is from RefSeq and is a predicted model, not a curated record. Gene Ontology annotation, molecular function: zinc ion binding; metalloaminopeptidase activity. Gene Ontology annotation, biological process: proteolysis. The transcript has 2 exons. Gene Ontology annotation, cellular component: fungal-type vacuole.
AUACCUUCGACAUACCCACAUACCCUACUCUGCUGUCCGUCCUGUGUACUCCCGUGAAGCGACCUCCAAACAUGACGAGAAGACAGCCUCAACUUCGCAAAACCGUCUCAACCGCCGACCUUUAUUCCGAUCCACCUGCUGCACCCCUAGCUACCUCGCUCUCCCGGGCAUUCACCACGGCUGCGCGCCCUCGCCGGAACGUCCAUGCUGUCUUCCAAGACACCGUCUGGGAGAAUGUAUCUCAAUCGCACUUCAGACAUAGUGUUGCAAUUCCCGGCGACAAUCUCAUCGACCUGGGAGACGAUGUCGACUCCACCCGGCAGCACCAGGUCCCGCCGCCUGUACCCCCAAAGGUGAAACUGGAACCGGGUAGUGGACCUGAUACUGCAACCUCGGAGUGCCGACAUGCGCCAGCGGUGUCGACGUCAACAAAGGAGCAUAGACCGGAGCAUUACACGAAGCCGUUUACGGAUUUUAUGACUGCCAACCCCACCAUCUUCCAUGCCGUCGAUACGAUGGCCAAAGAUCUAGAGAAGAAUGGCUACAAGAAGCUUUCUGAGCGCGAUGACUGGGAUCUCAGGAGGAGUGGGAAAUAUUACGUUGAGCGCAACGGGUCGUCUCUUAUCGCCUUCUCCAUCGGCGAGGGCUACGAGGCAGGUAACGGCGCGGCGGUUAUCGCAGGGCACAUUGAUGCCCUGACGGCGAAGCUCAAGCCCAUCCCAAAGUUGCGGACUAAAGCGGGUUUCGUGCAGCUGGGUGUAGCGCCGUAUGCGGGAGCGUUGAACAAUACGUGGUGGGACAGGGACUUGGGGAUAGGUGGACGUGUGCUUGUGAAGGAGGGAGGAAAGGUGGUGAGCAAGUUGGUGAAGUUGGAUUGGCCGAUCGCGAGAGUUCCUACCCUUGCACCUCACUUUGGAGCAGCGGCUAUUGGGCCGUUUAAUAAGGAGACGCAGAUGGUUCCGAUCGUAGGGUUGGAUAACUCGGAUCUAUCUGGCAAUGCUACUCCUCAGGCAAAGGAGGAUGACAAGCCAGUCCUUCUCGGUGGAGAAGGCGCAUUCACUGCCACCCAACCGGAGCGUCUGGUCCGCGCCAUCUCCAAGGAGCUCAACAUUACCGAUUACUCCACGAUCGUCAACUGGGAACUCGAACUCUUCGACAUCCAACCCGCCACGACCGGCGGCCUCGAUCACGAAUUCAUCUUCGCCGGCCGCAUCGACGACAAGCUCUGCUCCUGGGCGGCCAUCCAAGCCCUCCUCAACACCACGCCCGCCGCCUCGGGCCAACUCAAAAUCGUCGCCCUCUUCGACAACGAAGAAGUCGGGUCCCUCCUCCGCCAGGGCGCACGCGGCAACUUCCUACCCACCGUCAUGGAGCGCAUCGUCGAUUCCUUCGCCGACAAGAACGUCCGCAGCGCCGUGUCGCGCAUGUACGCCAACUCCUUCCUCGUCUCCUCGGACGUCUGCCACGCCGUCAAUCCCAAUUUCCUGAACGUCUACCUGGAAAACCACGCCCCGCGCCUCAACGUCGGACCCGCCAUCACCUUCGACGCGGACGCGCACAUGACGACGGAUUCGGUCUCGGCGGCCAUCUUCACCAAGUGCGUCGAGGGGAACUGGGGCGGGGCGAGGCUGCAGGCGUUCCAGAUCCGGAAUGAUAGUCGCAGUGGAGGGACGGUGGGGCCCAUGUUGUCGGCGAAGACGGGGAUGCGGGCGAUUGAUGCGGGCAUCCCGCAGCUUUCGAUGCAUAGUAUUCGGGCGACGACGGGGAGUUUGGAUCCCGGGUUGGGAGUCGCGGCUUUUCAGGGGUUCUUGGAGAGGUUUGAGGGGGUGGAUGCGGAAUUCAGAUAGGGUGAGAUGGGCAUGUUUUAUCCAUGAGCGAGUGCAGAGGGUUUGAUAUGUUCGUCUAGAUAUAUACUCCGUAGAGCAUCCUCGUUGUGCAGGUUACUCACUCCCAUGAGUUUAUCCCGGCUUGUCUAUUCUUUCUAGCUGCGCUGUGCCAACCAAGUAGGCAUAUUUGCGUCCGGAGCGUUUUGGAUGCAUAAGAUUUCUUGUGCUGGUCCCUUUGUACAAGCGAACUCUCAUCACGUUCUCCCGCAAUGCUGUCUGUAGUGGUGCUUGAGUAGAUGAGGAAAGAAAAGC